Megalopta genalis is the source of this 4195-nucleotide messenger RNA. It is a transcript of the gene Art4, whose product is annotated as arginine methyltransferase 4. Gene Ontology annotation, molecular function: histone H3R2 methyltransferase activity. Lineage: Eukaryota; Metazoa; Arthropoda; Insecta; Hymenoptera; Halictidae. The record is from RefSeq and is a predicted model, not a curated record. Gene Ontology annotation, biological process: chromatin remodeling; peptidyl-arginine methylation, to asymmetrical-dimethyl arginine.
GACCUUAGUGCGCGUGUGUAAUACGCGCCGGGGGUGGUUAGUCGAUGGAACGGUGUGCGAACGUGAAAAAUUCCGAUUUCGGCUGUUUUCUUUGAUAUCCGUUGUGUGAACUGUAUCCAAACGGACAAUAACUGUAUUCUUUUUUUUUUUAUCAAACGAUUCCUUGCGAAACAACUAUCGCGAUAGGAGCAAAGCACAAGAGAACCCAUCGUACAACUGCAGCGUACGAUACGCACGCGGUAUCUAAAAAUGGCGAAGGUGUUUCGCACGGUGACAGUAUCGACUUUGUCAAACAAUGGACAGUCAACACCAAAAUAUAACAAGCCGGUUACUCUCAGUAUCAACUAUGAUCCGCAAGGACUCAGUGUCGAGUUUCUCGCAGGUGAUCCAAACGGUAGAGAUAAAACAACAUUGUUGGAGUUCCCAGUGACUCCCAGCACUGAAUGCUCUAGAGUGUCAUCAAGAAGUUAUGUAUUCACAUUAGAAACAGAUAGUAUACUUAUAACUCUUGCCAAUGAAACAGAUUUUCGAAACUUUCAUUCGCAAAUAUUAAAACUUAAGAAUGGCAAAGGUGUGUCUGCAUUUAAUGAAAGAACAGAAGAAUCCUCGGCGAUGCAGUACUUUCAGUUUUAUGGUUACCUCUCGCAACAACAAAACAUGAUGCAGGAUUAUAUUAGAACCAGUACAUACCAGCGUGCAAUUCUUGGAAAUUUAUCAGAUUUCAAAGAUAAAGUAGUGUUGGAUGUAGGAGCUGGUUCAGGAAUAUUGUCGUUCUUCGCGGUUCAAGCGGGCGCGAAGAAAGUGUACGCGGUAGAAGCGAGUAAUAUGGCAAAUCACGCGGAACUGCUUGUUGCUGCGAACAAUUUGUCGGAUAAAAUCAUCGUCAUAGCUGGUAAAAUAGAAGAAAUCGAAUUACCCGAACUAGUAGACUGUAUAGUCAGUGAGCCUAUGGGUUACAUGUUAUACAAUGAAAGAAUGCUUGAAACUUACCUUCAUGCAAAAAAAUGGUUACAACCAGGUGGAAGAAUGUUUCCUUUGCGCGGGGAUCUUCACAUUGCACCGUUCUCUGACGAGAAUCUUUAUAUGGAGCAAUUCAAUAAGGCUAAUUUUUGGUAUCAGACGUGUUUCCAUGGUGUAGAUCUAUCCGCAAUGAGGAACAACGCGAUUAAAGAAUACUUUAGACAACCAAUCGUUGAUACCUUUGAUAUAAGAAUUUGUAUGGCCAAGUCUAUCAGACAUAUAGUAGACUUCCAAACUGCUAAUGAGACUGACUUACAUAGAAUAGAAAUCGAUGUCGAUUUUCAUAUAUUGGAAAGUGGCACGUGUCACGGGCUUGCAUUCUGGUUCGAUGUUGCAUUUAUUGGAUCGACGCAGCAAGUUUGGUUAAGUACGGCUCCCACAGAACCCCUUACGCAUUGGUACCAAGUGCGCUGCCUUCUAGAGAAUCCGUUGUUCUGUAAAAGCGGACAACUACUUUCUGGAAAGGUCAUUCUUAUAGCGAAUAAAAGACAAUCCUAUGAUGUGACAAUAGACUUGAAGCUAGAAGGUACAAACAUGGAAAGCAGUAGUAAUACAUUGGAUUUGAAGAAUCCAUACUUUAGAUAUACAGGUGCAGCUGCACAGCCCCCUCCAGGUUUAAAUAAUACAUCGCCUAGCGAAUCUUACUGGACAACAUUGGAUGCUCAAGGUGCUAGGCAAGCUGUUAACAUGGUCAAUGGAAUGUCUGUUAAUGGUCUGGGUGAAGUUUCCAUGGACGCAACAGCUGUUAAUCCUGGCAAUUUACUCGCAAUUGGAGGCCAGCCAAAUAUUCAUCCCGGUUCGAUUUCGAGCACUGGACGGGGACGGGUGAGCGGCACAGCGACGAGUACACAAGCGGCACAAUUGAUAGGCGGCGGGAUCACUCCAAACAUGUUCACAUCCCCCGCUACGCUUGGUGUUACUUUCCAGCAAUCGCUGGUCCUUGGGAAUACCUCGCAUUAUCCAGUGAAUCCCAGCUUGAUGAUCGGCGAUUACGUGACACCUGGUAACGGCAUAUCCUCCCAAACUUAUCGGCAAUGAUCAAUGGCGAAAUCAUUUUGCGGUGACAAUUCCCAGACGGCGAAACAAUCUAGCGAUCGACGCAACGGUCGCAACACCGACAACAUCUGCAACAGCAAACAGUGCUGCAAGUUGGUGUUUAAUUCUGCAGCAAGCAAGCUACAACUCCCGUUCGCCGUUCAAAGAUUAUACAUGGUCAACGUGAUCAGUCUCAACGUGAACGUUGCCCACACAAACAACACUGCGUACUUCAACGAAAUCAUCGUUGGUUCAAAACUCGGACUCGAAUUUGGAUUUGGAUUUGGAUUUGGAUUUGGACUUGGACUUGGACUUGGACUUGGACUUGGACUUGGACUUGGACUCCGACUUAUACUUGGACUCGGACUUAUGCUUGGACUUGGACUUAGACUUAUACUUGGACUUGGACUUGGACUCGGACUUAGACUUCUACUUGGACUUGGAUUUGAACACGGACUCGAACUUGGACUGGGAGUUGGAGUUGGAUGGUACGCCAGAAAAAACAAGUCGCAAUGGGAGACACAUUGGGGGAAACUGCGAACCGUCCUCUCGUAGUCAUCAUGUCAUUUUUCACAUAGUCGCCCUCUAUUUAAUUGCCCGCUCGAAGAUUCGAUCUUCCAGAUCCAGCGAAGUGUAUGCUUGCCAAACGUAUUCGAAAACAAAUGAUAUUUUUUAACGACAAUACAGCCAUCGUACGUACUAUGUAUCACACCGCGCAACAUCAAUAACUUCGUAAACGUAAAUGCUUGGAUGACGAGGACACGGAUCAGGUACAGGACAGUCACCCCGCCAAUCCAAUCGUUUUAUUCUCCGUUUCUGCGUCACACGAAUCCAGGUGCUCCUCUUACUGCUACUCUUAACAAACAGUUGUCAUAACAGUAAUAUACUUCUCCAGAAUUCUUCUACAUAUCUUAUACAUAUGGUAGUUCGAAUGUUAACGUUCUUAAUCAUCGAGGGUGCGUGCCAUGACUUUCAAUUUUCCAUUCUUGUUCUCUUUAUACAAGAUAGUUUUACGACGUGUGACAAAAGGUUUCACAGAUCAGAGUAUCGUGGCUGUUCCAUACCUUGCCUGUGAUCGAAGCAAUUCAAGAGUAAAUUACGUUACGACCGUUUCUCCUUCUUCUUUGCUUUUUAUUCAAUACGCUUGUAUACUAUCUCGGAAUCGGCUUGGUUGGUUUUCAACCUCGAGCGACAUUUUUACACGACGAUUUUUAGAAUAAUGUACGAUGUUCCCGAACAUGUACAAGGUGUGCCGCGUAAAAAAAUCACGACCGCGCCCUUGUUUUCUCCGAAAUUCAUUCUAUUCGAAAGCGAGGCUCAUUUUACGACUUCUGUAAUUUGAAAUUCUGGACGAUCUCUGGCCUGUCGAACAGCGAAGCGGAAAACUCCGUCGUGCACCAUUCCAUUUAAAUGAAAGGAGAGCAUCCACGAUCGUUCGACACCGUCACGAUUCAAAUACGUUCAUUUCGAGCAUAAUUUCGGAGAAGACGUUCGGCAACGAUCCGGCGCGACACAUCCUGUACAAUUCGAAAAGUGCAAAAAGCAAUAGUUCGUUAAUGUUACGAUUAAUGGAGCACUCUGUGGCAUUGCCUGUUAUAUAUUUAUUCAAUUCGAUUUCCAUGGUGGAUUCAAUUCAACGUAGACUUCGUAUACUAUACAUUAUACAUACUCUAUACAGUAUAUAGUAUAGAAUUUCUACGAGAAUCAUACAACAAAAAAAGUAAUAAUAAAUUCUACGAGAAUUCUGUGUACACCUCUAGUAUAUAAUGUCGAUCUUAAUUUCAUUGAGUUUCUCUGUACUGCUAAUUUUUGCGUUCUCUUUUAAGUAAGUGAUAUUUUUGUUCGUUAUUUAUGGUUUAGAAAGUAGAACGAUUGUACAUAAUCGAUAAUCACGCGAGUCGACUUUUUCAUCGUAUAAUUUUUAGGGUGAGAAUCGACGAGAAAGAGGGGGGGAAAAAAAGGGUACGCGACGCGUCUCGAUAAACUUACGGUAAAUUAAGUUGCAAUUCAUCUCUAGCUGAUUUGUAUUAUUGCAGUGUACAGAUGUGUCAGCGUGACGCGUAUAUAUGAGUUUGUAAACAUUUUCUAUUGCGCAUCGAACUUUCGAUCGGUAUAGAAAUAAUUCUCUACAUCUAAUGUA